This is a messenger RNA of Neogale vison (American mink), 1983 nucleotides long. RefSeq names its product solute carrier organic anion transporter family member 1B3 (gene SLCO1B3). NCBI's taxonomy places the organism in Eukaryota, Metazoa, Chordata, Mammalia, Carnivora, Mustelidae. Gene Ontology annotation, biological process: transmembrane transport; sodium-independent organic anion transport. The transcript is spliced from 13 exons. Gene Ontology annotation, cellular component: membrane. Gene Ontology annotation, molecular function: protein binding. The coding region runs from base 1 to 1983 and encodes 660 amino acids. The record is from RefSeq and is a predicted model, not a curated record.
AUGUUUUUAGUGGCCCUGUCAUUCAGCUUUAUGUGUAAGGCACUAGGUGGAAUCGUUAUGAAAAGUUCCAUCACUCAAAUUGAAAGGAGAUUUGACAUAUCAUCUUCAGUUGUUGGCUUAAUUGAUGGAAGCUUUGAAAUCGGAAAUUUGCUUGUGAUUGUAUUUGUGAGUUACUUUGGAUCCAAACUACACAGACCAAAGAUAAUUGGAAUUGGUUGCUUCAUUAUGGGAACUGGAAGUAUUUUGACUGCUUUACCACAUUUCUUUAUGGGAUAUUACAGGUAUUCUAAAGAAACUCUUAUUCAUCCAUCAGAAAAUUUAACAUCAAGCUUAUCAAGUUGUUCAUUUGAUCAGAAUUUGUUACUCAAUAGAACAUCACCUGAGGUAGCAGAAAAAGGUUGUGAAAAGGAAUCUGGGUCAUAUAUAUGGAUAUAUGUACUCCUGGGUAAUAUGCUCCGUGGAAUUGGGGAAACCCCCAUAGCACCCUUGGGGAUUUCUUACAUUGAUGAUUUUGCUGAAGAAGGACAUUCUUCUUUUUAUUUAGGUACCUUGCAUGCGCUAUCAAUGGUUGGUCCAAUCAUUGGUUUUAUACAGGGAUCUCUGUUUGCUAAAAUGUAUGUGGAUAUUGGAUAUGUAGAUCUCAGCAAUAUCAGAAUAACUCCUAAGGACUCUCGUUGGGUUGGUGCUUGGUGGCUUGGUUUCCUUGUGGCUGGAACAUUAUCUAUUAUGUCUUCUAUACCAUUCUUCUUCCUGCCCAAAAAUCUGGAUAAAUCACAGAAAGAAACAUCUUUGGACUUGCUCAAAACAAAUGAAGAAAGGACUCAAAUGGCUAACGUGACCAAUCAUGGGCAGAAUGUUAGUGAAAAUAUUACUGGUUUUUUCCAGUCCUUGAAAAGCAUCCUUACCAACCCUCUGUAUGUUAUAGUACAGUUUUUGUCAUUACUGCUAGCCAGUAGCCAUAUUGGUGCUAUUACUUAUGUCUUCAAAUAUAUAGAGCAACAGUAUGGUCAGUCAGCAUCUGAGGCUAACAUUUUACUUGGAACCAUAACCUUACCAACUGUUGCAACUGGAAUAUUUAUAGGAGGAUAUAUUAUUAAAAAAUUCAAACUUACCUUGCUUGGAAUUGCCAAAUUUUCAUUUUGUACCAGUGUAUUGGCUUUCACAUUUCAACUAUUAAAUUUUGCAUUAAUUUGUGAAAACAGAUCAGUUGCUGGCCUAACUUUGACCUAUGAUGGAAAUAAUCCAGUGGCAUCUCAUACAAAUGUACCACUUUCUAAUUGCAACUCAGACUGCAAUUGUGAUGAAAGUCACUGGGAACCAGUCUGUGGAGACAAUGGAAUAACUUACAUGUCACCUUGUCUAGCAGGAUGCAAAUCUUCAAGUGGCUAUAAAAAUUCUAUGGUGUUUUAUAACUGUAGUUGUGUGGAAGUAACUGGUGUUCAGAACAAAAAUAAUUCAGUGACUUUGGGUGAAUGCCCAAGAGACAGUCAAUGUACAAAAAAAUUUUAUAUCUAUUUAUUGGUGCAAGUCGUGAAUUAUUUUUUCUCUUCAUUGGGAAGCACCCCUACUAUCAUGCUGAUUUUUAAAACUGUUCAACCUGAACUGAAAUCCCUUGCAGUGGGUUUCCAUUCACUAAUUAUACGAGCAUUAGGAGGAAUUCCAGCUCCUAUAUAUUUUGGGGCUCUGAUUGAUAGAGCAUGUAUGAAGUGGUCAACCAGCAGCUGUGGGAAGCGAGGGUCUUGCAGGAUAUAUGAUUCCACAUUAUAUGGAAAUACCUUCAUGGGCUUGAUGGAGAGCUUAAGAUUCUUAGCACUUAUUUUAUUUGCUGUAUUAAUUUCCACUAUGAAGAAAAUAUAUCAAGGAAAAGAUACCAAGGCAUCAGAAAAUGGAAGAAAAGAUACAAAUGAAGUAAACUUAGAAUCCUUAAAUAAUGAUGGAUAUUUUGUACCUUCUUCCAGAGCAGACAAUGAAACACAUAUGUAA